AUGGGGAUUGAAACGGUGUCGUUUCCGCGCGUGACGUCACGCACUUCUGUGUUAUUCGACGCGCCGGGGGAUUUUGAUGUUAGAAAGGAGGUGGACGAGGUUUGCAGUACGACGUCGUCUUCGUCGAUCGGAAGGAAUAGUGAUGAUGACGUGUCGUCGGAGAGAUCAACGGUUGAGAAUGAAAAUGAAGCGGAAAGUGCUUAUAAUGGUGGGGCUUUGCACGAUAUGGAAGCUUUGGAAGAGGCUCUUCCUAUUAGGAGAGGUAUCUCAAGCUUCUAUAAUGGCAAGUCUAAAUCCUUCACAAGCCUAGCUGAUGUUGUCACAACACCAUCUGUAAAAGACAUAGUGAAACCAGAGAAUGCGUACACAAGGAGACGGAGGAAUUUGAUGGCGUAUAACCAUGUUUGGGACAAAAACAAAAAUUAUCCUUUGAGAAGCAAUGGUGGUGGAAUUUCGAAGAGAACAAUGAGCUUAAGUAGAAGUACUUUAGCUCUUGCAGUUGCAAUGACCAAUUCUGAUAGCAGUUCUAGUAUUACAAGUGAUGAUUCUGCAUCUUCAACCUCAAAUUCUUCAUCACUUCCACCGCUUCAUCCGCGGAAUAGAGUGUCUUCUUUAGCAUCUCCUUUGCAAAGGAAUUUUUUUUCCUUGGCUGAUCUGCAUCAUUGUGCCAUUGCUGCAACAAUGAACAUGUCAAGUUCCUCAAUUGAAAAUGAAAAAGCUUAUCAUCCAUCGUAA
Lathyrus sativus (Indian pea) is the source of this 735-nucleotide messenger RNA. NCBI's taxonomy places the organism in Eukaryota, Viridiplantae, Streptophyta, Magnoliopsida, Fabales, Fabaceae. The record is from the annotation of a GenBank genome assembly.